This is a messenger RNA of Saccostrea cuccullata (small rock oyster), 4503 nucleotides long. Its product is annotated as SUMO-specific isopeptidase USPL1-like. The transcript has 5 exons. Bases 101 to 2668 code for a protein of 855 amino acids. The record is from RefSeq and is a predicted model, not a curated record. NCBI's taxonomy places the organism in Eukaryota, Metazoa, Mollusca, Bivalvia, Ostreida, Ostreidae. Gene Ontology annotation, molecular function: SUMO binding. Gene Ontology annotation, cellular component: Cajal body. Gene Ontology annotation, biological process: Cajal body organization; protein desumoylation.
UCUUCCCAUGAUGCAUUGAGUGCAAGAUAAGAAAAUGGCGUCGGGCAUGUGUUGAAGGAGAGUCAGUCGAAAGAGAAAGUGAUGUCUUUGUUUUGUCAACAUGAAUCUCUCAGAGUUCUGCCAUGUAUGUGCGGCAGCUGGGAAAUCCAACCGACUGCGAGUGUAUCAAAUAAACUUUGAUGAGGCUGUGCGAUUUUGUGAGGAUGACAAGUGUACCUACCCUAUUGGCCAGUCCUCCCCAGGGAGUAUUAUUGUCAACAGAAAGUACACCGAAAUAUCACCAAGAAAAAGAACUCCUUCCCAAACACCACAGAGAGCACAACCUGUCACUGCCAGUACGAAACACAGAGAUGUCAUUCCCUGCUCAGCAAAUGUAAGGAAAAUACUUACUUCUUCAACCAAGCCUUCAACUGUAGAAAAACCUCAUACACCAUAUAUACCAGGAAAAUUAGGGAAAAAUGAGGAGAAGUUUACAAGUAAUGGAGCAACUGUUUGCAAGGAGGCCAGGAGUAUCAAAACCAAAACACUUUUAUUCCCACAGUGGCAGAAUAAAGAGGCAUUAUGCUGGCUUGACGUAGUAAUGUGUUUAUUUGUUCAUUGUAAAAAGCUUCAAGAGCAUGUGAAAUCUUUUAAUAACGAUACAGACAAAUCAGUACUCACUACCCUACUCACUGCAUACAACCAGGCCUGCAACAUUCUUAAUGCCUCACAGGAAUCAAUCCCAUCUGUAAGAAAGCAACCCAUCUCUUUGAUGGACCGUAAAGUUCAACCAAUGCCUGGACAGGAUUUAUCUGCAGUACCAAAAUCAUCUGACAUUGUUAACGAGUUCCAGCAUCUUUCUGUGAUUGAUAACGGCAUAAAAACAGGUGCAGGGAUGAAACUCUGUUCAGAGCUUGUUUCAGAACAUUAUCCUGUUGAAGAUCGAUAUCAUAAUGCAUUUUGCAUUUUACAAAAUGUUCGAGAGGCUGUUUUCCAGAAGCUCCAACCAAGUUUGCAGUGUGAGAAGGGUAAAAAUGACAGCCCUUUGUUUGCCAUUCCUCUAUUGAUAAAGGGAGACUUUGAUGCCCAGAAGCUGAUGAUGAUGAAGUACAGGUUUGAUUUUCACUGUAGGGCUUGUGGGUAUGAACAGAGUGACUCAUAUCAACAGGUACUUCCUACCAUUCCUAAACCUCCGGAGAACAUAGAAUCCGCAGAACCGAGUGUGGAACGAUCCUGCUUCAAAUGUAGGGCACCAUGGCAACAACGCAAAAUGGUAUUUGAAGAGUUAUCAGAUGUAGUCAUCCUCCAUUUUGUAGAGGGUCUCAGAAGUAACAGUCUGGAGAAGUUGACUUUUUCCUUUGGAGGGAAACUUUACAAAGUGAGGGGCCUGAUCCAAUACCUUAAUAACCCUGAUCAUUUUGUUACCUGGAUAUAUGACAGUCAAGAGUCACUUUGGAUGGAAUGCGAUGAUUUAAAAUCUCCAGUUUGUCAAUUCCAUAAACGUCCCUUCAGCGUUCCUGCAGAACAAAUUCACAUGGUCCUGUGGGAAAGCUCCCUCCAGAUGGACACAGAUAAGACUUUCAGCAAUAAAACAAAACAGAGGAUGAAGCUUUCAGAAAAACAGCCAGCUGAAAUUGGAGAAAAACAUAAGGAAGAGGAUUGUCAGCAUAUAUCUGGUAGGAAGUCUCUCACAGCCAAUAUAGCAGCUUCGCAGAUGAAGGAUAAAGAGAAGUCGGCAGAUGCUGGUUCUAGGGGCACUACAGAGAAGUUUUUAUCCCCAGCAGCUCUGAAGCCUUACAUGAUGGUCAAAUUGACCAAUACUGGACAAAUAGUUCAGGUGCCAUCUGAGGUCAAAGGUCAACAACUCCAGUCACCUGGUUUAUUGUCAAACACUGGGAAAUUCUCUAGAAACAAUUGCAAAAGUGGCAGUGAGAUAUCUAAUGUUUGUAACCAAGCUACCAUGCAAAACCAAACUGAAAUGAAAACUCAGCCACCAGCUUUAUCCAGAUCUACAAGUGUGUAUACACCAGCCUUUCUAAAGUCACUGAUUCAAAGGAAAUCCAAAAACUCUCUAGUCUUACAAGCAGAAAAGAGGACAGGAAAAUCCAUUUCUGCUGUAUGUGGUGCUAAUAAUAUGACUAAGCCUACUGGAUCCAAUAGGUCAAACUUUAGAACUCCAUUCAUAGGGAAAAAGAAAUUUGAGGGCUAUUUUUCCACCAAGAAUUUAAAGUCUGAUAUGUCCCAAUCUUCUAGACUUGUGAGAAGUGCUAGCGUUUAUUCAAUGUCGGGAGAUUCCUCUCGCCCCAACAGCCCAGCUUUAAGUUCCUACAGUGAUACGUUUACAAUACAGAAGCGGAAGUUGAAGGCAGUGGCAGAAAAAAACACCAAGCGAAGGAAAUCCAUGUGCAGCGACUCCAGUGUCAGUUCUCCGGAGUCCUUACCUCAGAAAGAAAUGAUGGAUGUGCAAGCUUCUGAAGGAUGUGAUGUUCUUCAAAGUCUCUACAGUGCUUUAAAUCUUACAAUGCCUGAAAGUUUAGAGUUACCGAGGGGCACAAAUAGUACAAAGACCUCCAGCUUAGAUCUAAAUGAGGAUGAAUUAAUCCCAGACGUCCAGGAUUUAGCCGAUUUUAUUACCAAUCCUGAAAAUGAGGCUUCAUCUAGUUUAGAUGAAUUUUUGGCUCAAUUGUGAAAUUCAGUCUAAAAAAAUUUUCCAUUUAAAAAAGCCAAGAGUUUUGGUUAUGAUUUGGUGAAUUAUUGCUUUCAUUGAUCAUUUUUGAUGUGCAUUUAGCAUGUUUAAGAACUUAUUGUUUUCCUUCACUAAAAUUUUUAUGAUGAGAUGGCAACAGUUGUGGAUGAAUGAUAAUAUAAUUAUUUUUCUUAUUUGCUCAUACAUUAAUAAUGUCAUAAAGAUGUGUGUGAUAUACAGAGUGAUUGAUCCGAGACCACAAAUGUGUUCUUUAAAGUUCUAUACAUAUAUUUUGUACCAUUGUUAAUUUACACUUGUUAUCUAUACCUUUUGUUUAAAUAUUACAAUUUGUUUUCCAGAAAAAACCCAACAUGCAGUAGUUUUCUUUUAUAUUUUUGAGAAACAAAAUAUGAUUUUGAAAUGAGACGGUAGAAAUUUCUACUAAAGAUUUAUUUGCAUAGAUUUUUAGCAUACUCAUUUUAAGUCAAAUUAUAGUCUGUCUUUAUCAACACCAUGUAAUAUAAAAAUAUAAUUUGUUAAGUCAAGCAUUUAAAGAGCGAAAGAUUAUCUUAUCAGAAUCAAACUCUGUAAUAGGUCAAGGUAUGGUCUCUCACAAUCACACAUUUUUAUGGGUUGAAUACUUGUCUGUCUGAACAUGAUGAAUCAAACUGUUAUAGAUGACAUUUGUUUUGUCUGUCUGUUUUAUUUUUGAUUGUGGUUAAGGUCAUUUUUGUAUUGCGUGAGAAGGUCUAAUUCAAUAUUGUCUGUCAGUCUGUUGUUUUAAGGUCAAUUAUUGUUAGUAAUAUUUAUAAAUGAGGUCAUUACUUUCUCUAGAAUUCACUGGAGAGACACUUAUGUUUUUUGAUAUUUUGUAAAUAAUUGGUUUGAAAGAAACUGGAUUAUUUAAACCAAACUUAUCUGAAUGAUUGUGUGAAAGAAAAAUUGGAAAUGUUCGUCAUUUGCAAUAGUGACUCCCCAGAAAAAAUACGACCAGAAACGGGAAAAAAACUUUCUGUCGUCGUGAUGUCCGUAGUUAGCAUAAGAGUGGUGAACAAUGUCCGUUAUUAAAAAAAGGGAAACAUUGAAGUCUGUCAUCAAAAAAUGGUACUCGGUGAUGUCCGUCGUCAAAAAAAGGAAUAAAUCGAAGUCUGUCAUCCAAAAAUGGUGUUAUUUGAUGUCCGUCGUCAAAAAAGGAAUAAAAGGAAGUUUGUCAUUCAAAAAUGGUGUUAUAUGAUGUCCGUCGUCAAAAAAGGAAUAAAUCGAAGUCUGUCAUCCAAAAAUGGUGUUAUAUGAUGUCCGUCGUCAAAAAAGGAAUAAAUCGAAGUCUGUCAUCCAAAAAUGGUGUUGUAUGAUGUCUGUCGUCAAGAAAAGAGGUUUAAUUUUGUCUGUCGUCAAGAAAAGGUUGGGUAGAGAACGGUGGAAGGCCCAAUCAAUGAGACAAAUAAGAUUUGUAGAGGAGGCUGCCACUGUUGAAAAGAUUGGCUUGUAAACAGCUGAGAGCUUGGAAGAGCUUUUCAUCAAUCUACACAUUCCUGAUGCUUGCAAUUACAGAAAAGAAAAUCUGCCUUGUGUAAUGUGCGAUCUAGGUGUAAUAUUCAAUAUUGCAACAAAGGAAUUCUACAGUGAACUUGUCAAAAGAAUUAUCUGUGGUUUUUAACAUGCAAAAUGAAGGUCUGUCAUGAUAUAAUAAGAACCGAUAACAAUUAAAAAAACCCAGAUGUGUUGCAGGUAUAACCUCUUUGUGAAAGUAGAAACGAAAGUGAACCAAACUUAAGACAUGGAAGAGAUAUCAUUUAUGUUCAUUUGCUUAAUUGUAAUAAAAUUCAUUUUUCUUCAUG